This is a messenger RNA of Fusarium redolens, 3189 nucleotides long. RefSeq lists its product as uncharacterized. Bases 1 to 3189 code for a protein of 1062 amino acids. Lineage: Eukaryota; Fungi; Ascomycota; Sordariomycetes; Hypocreales; Nectriaceae. The transcript is spliced from 5 exons. The record is from RefSeq and is a predicted model, not a curated record.
AUGAAGGAGUCCUCUGAAUAUGCAAACAUUAUCGAAACCAUGACUAUCAGACACGACUCCAACGCCAUUGAGGCUCAAAAGCCCACUAUGCAGCCGCCCUCACAGGCGAAGCUGUUUACUCUGGAUGAGAUGAUCAAACGACGUGCUGCGGAGCUGGGAGAUACGAUUUUGAUGGGUGCACCGGAGACGGGUGUUGAUGAUUUCAAGGAGCAUAGUGCUGUGGAUAUCGAUAGAUAUGCUGAUGCAGCUGUUGCGAGACUUCAAAGCCUGGGUCUCGAGCCCGUAGAUCCAACGCUUGAGAAAGCACCAGUUGUUGGUAUGCUGGGCCAAUCAGGCAUUCACGUCGUUAUCCAGAUCAUCGCCCUCAACCGAUUAGGCUAUUCUUCAUUCCUCAUCUCAACACGUCUUGCAAGCCCAGCAAUCACUCAACUCCUCACCCUAGCGGAUUGCAAUGUCAUUCUCACAACACCACCAUUUCACCCUGUUCUGAAGGAAGUCCAGCAAAAUCGCCAACUCGAGAUUCUCCCUCUUCUGCAAAGCGCAGAUAUCUUUCAUCACAAUGCACCAAGAUUCGCCAGACAUUACAGCCCCGAAGCGGAAUCUCGCAAAGUCGCUGUUAUUAUCCACUCCUCCGGCUCAACAGGUCUCCCUAAGCCAAUCUAUCUCACCAACUCAAGCUGUAUCGGCGCCUUUGCAGUCCACAUGAACAUGCGAGCGUUUCUCACAUCGCCGUUCUUUCAUAGCCAUGGCUUUUACGAAGUUUUCCGAUCGAUUUACUCUGGCAAACCAAUUUACUUCACAAACUACGGAUUGCCUUUGACAAGAGAGACAGUCAUGGCACAGCUCAAGGCUACAAAGCCUGAGAUCUUUCACUGUGUUCCUUACGUUAUCAAGUUGCUUGCUGAGAGUGAAGAGGGCAUUCAGAUGCUGGCUGAUAUGAAGCUUGUGCUUUAUGCGGGAAGUGGAUGUCCUGACGAUCUCGGUGAUCGACUAGUCGAGAGAGGCGUUAAUCUCUGCGGAAACUACGGAGCCACCGAAACUGGUAGACUCGCUACUUCUGCUCGUCCCGAAGGUGACAAGGCAUGGAACUACAUCCGUGUCCUCCCUCCAGCAGAACCCUACACCAUCUUCGACGAGGUUGCCCCGGGCCUUUUCGAAUGCGUCGCUUUAGAUGGCCUCCCAUCAAAGAGCACUACCAACUCAGACAACCCACCUGGAUCUUUCCGCACACGAGAUCUGUUCACCCAACAUCCUACAAGGCCUAACCUCUGGAAAUUCGCUUGCCGUUUAGAUGAUCGUUUCACUCUUAUCAAUGGCGAAAAGGUCCUUCCCAUUCCCAUUGAAGGCCGCAUUCGACAAGAGGAAAUUGUCAAGGAAGCUAUUGUCUUUGGCGAUGGGAGAACGUACCCUGGUAUUUUGAUCGUCAAGGCUGAUCGGGUGGCUGACAUGCCUGAUGAUGAGUUCCUCGAUGCUAUCUGGCCUUCCGUUGAAGACGCCAACUCCCGGGCGGAAUCAUUCUCACGAAUUCCCAAGGAACUUGUCGUCAUAGUACCAGCAGAUUCCGCUUACCCUCGAACAGAUAAGGGUACAUUUAUCAGAGUUCCUACAUAUCGCCAAUUCGAGAAGGAGAUUGAGGCUGCUUACAACAAAUACGAGGGUCAAGGCGACCAAGCCGGCUCGCUGACACUUGAGGGUAAAGAGCUCGAAGAUUAUCUUCUCCAGCAAUUAAAGGCCAAGUGCGGCGCAGAUCUUGAAUCGUCUGAGGCAGACUUCUUUGCCUCGGGUGUUGACAGUCUUCAAUGCAUUCAGAUGUGGAGCCUCAUCAAGCGAGAGAUCGACCUUGGUGGUAGACAAUCUGAGCUAGGACAGAAUGUUCUUUACGAGACUGGUAAUGUUAAGUUACUGGCUCGUCAACUCGAGAGGCUGAGAAGUGGUGCGGAUGAUGAGACACAGGAUCAGCUAAAGGUUAUGGAGGGCUUGAUUGAGAGGUACUCUUCAUUUGAGCGUCAUGUCCCAGGAACUUCGCCUCAGCCUGAAAAGGAGCUUGUAUUACUAACUGGCGUGACCGGUGCUCUUGGAGCUCAUGCCCUCGCCCAACUCACAGCUCGGCCCAAUGUUGGAGCAGUAUGGGCUUUAGUCCGAGCCGCCAGCGACACUGCAGCCACCGAAAGACUUUACAGUUCUCUCCAAGCUCGUGGUCUAUCACUCAACGAAGAGCAACGAAGCAAAGUCCUCGCACUUCCCUGCGAUCUCAGCCGUCCCGACCUCGGCCUCAGCGAAUCCCACAUCUCCGAGCUGCGUACCAAACUCACAACCAUAAUCCACAGCGCCUGGGCCGUCAACUUCAACAUCUCCGUCCAAUCCUUCGAAGACCAACACAUCAAGGCAGUCCACAAUCUAAUCCAACUAAGUCUCUCCGUGCAAACACCCAAGCCCGCACGGUUCUUCUUCUGCUCUUCUGUUUCAUCAGCGGGAGGAUCACCGCGCCCUGGAAAGGUUCUUGAAGCGCAGGUUCCUUCACCUGCACAUGCUCAACAUACUGGCUAUGCGCGGUCGAAGUAUGUUGCUGAGCAUAUUACUGGUAAUGCUUGUAAGAAUGCUGGUGCGGUGGCGAGGGUUUUGAGAUUGGGACAGUUGGUUGGUGAUACUAAGGUUGGGGAGUGGAAUACCACUGAGGGAAUUCCUUUGAUGAUUCAGACGGCUGUUACGCUUGGUGCUUUACCAGCUUUGAACGAGGAAAUGACCUGGCUGCCGGUCGAUCUCGCUGCUUCAACGAUCCUCGACCUCGCCAACCUCGGCGCACAAUCACCCUCAGACCGCUCUUCCGAUCCUGAUCUCGUCUAUCAUAUCCUCAACCCCGUUCGCUUUCACUGGACGAACGAUAUGCUUCCAUCCAUGACAAAAGCAGGUUUCAAGUUCGAGACCCUCCCUACAGACCAAUGGAUGGAGCGUCUUCGCAACUCAGACCGCGAUCCCGCGAAGAAUCCUCCUAUCAAGCUCCUAGAUUGGUUUGAGGGUAAGUAUGGCAACAAGGCUGCUUCAUCGGCGGAGAAAGGACCGUUGGAUUAUCUUACGGAUAAGUCGCGGGAGGAUAGUGAUACGUUGAGAAAUGUGCCGGAUGUCACGAAUGUGGAGUAUGUAAAGAUGAUGCUUGGACGGUUGCAAGCACGUUGGGCAGAGAAGGUUUGA